Acanthaster planci (crown-of-thorns starfish) is the source of this 1371-nucleotide messenger RNA. Its product is annotated as NADH dehydrogenase [ubiquinone] 1 beta subcomplex subunit 6-like. Gene Ontology annotation, cellular component: respiratory chain complex I. Gene Ontology annotation, biological process: mitochondrial electron transport, NADH to ubiquinone; mitochondrial ATP synthesis coupled electron transport. Lineage: Eukaryota; Metazoa; Echinodermata; Asteroidea; Valvatida; Acanthasteridae. The record is from RefSeq and is a predicted model, not a curated record.
CAUAGUGGUAGUAUCAGUCAGUCAACAUGGCGGCUUGUCCACCACUGGCGAAGUCACGAAUCGAUCUCCGUCCCCCCGCCGGUACGAAGCCACAAGUUCCGGCCUGGGCCCAAAAUGACCACGUCUUGAAGAACUGGAUCAAAGAGGAGAGGUUGCGACGGAGGACAUUCUUGGCUGACCAGGUUUUAGAGUCGUACGAACCGCGGCCCGACCCUGUUAAACCGAACAGGUUAUGGAGGGCGAUACGGCAACCGUUUUGGAAUCUGCUUUGGCCGCUCAACGAAGCCACGGGUUACAGGCUAUUCUACGGGAUCUUCAAGAUGAAACGUAUAUUUACUGUCAUAGUCCUACCCGCAUGGGUCGUGCAUUAUGUCGUCAAGUAUCACGUUGCUGCUGUCCCAGGGAGGAUUUGUUCGUCCAAGAGACCAGUUUAUCCGGGUGAUGAAGAGAAAGCAGAAAGCUAGAACAUCAUUGGUUUCCAUCUACUUUCUCCAGUUUUUGCAUGUUAGUUAUUUGGGGACCGUGAUGUUUGUGUAGAGAUCAAUCUUCCAAUUUAUGAAUAACAUAUCACACAGUUUGGAUUUCAUAAGGACUUUUUAAAAACAUGAUGGCAUUAUUGCUUUGUAGAUACCCUUGGUAUAUGUAAUACAUGUAAAAGUUGACCUCAGCUGUCCCAUCUUCCUUUUUGGUUAAUUGGAGUUGCUGGACACAAGAUGGAUGCUACUUGCAAUACACUGUAACCAGUAGGUUGUACCUUUUCACAGAAUGCAUGCAUUAGGUGCUGUUUACUUGAAGCCAUUUAGUGUCCUUAUGCACAUGUAACAAGUUCUCACACCUCCAUUGACAGCUGUUGUUUUCAUCAUCCAAGUUGAAAAAUCCAUCAGGAAAGCAGUUUCCUUGAAAAUAUCCGUGACAUCCAAAACUGUGUACAACCUGGUUAUGUACAUGUACAAUGUAACACGGGAUGCAUUUUCCCCCCAAGAAACUUUGUGAUAAAUGCAUGAAGAAGUCUAAUUUUGAUCCAAAUGGACAUUUAAGCUGUAUUGAAUUUUGAGAGAUUAUACAUGUAGAAAAUGUAAAAUACAAUGUAGUUGUGUCAUAAAAAACAAACCCGGGCAAGAAUUAUUUUGGCCUAUACUAUGAGUUCCAAGACUCAUCAGCAAAUUGUUUAAUAGUUUUCACUUGAGAAACAAGUGGGUGAAUUCAAUUUAGGCCGUGUUCUCAAGCAGUUACAUUUUACAUCCAAUUAAAAAAAAAUUCAAAUUUUUGAUCUAAACUAUUGCAAAGAAAUGGUUUACUUGAAUAUUUAAGUUUUAGUCAUGAUUGUGUGGAGUUCUCGUUUGGUGAGAUUAAAAUAAUUUAGUUCAGAAA